This is a messenger RNA of Lytechinus pictus (painted urchin), 5478 nucleotides long. Its product is annotated as nmrA-like family domain-containing protein 1. Bases 433 to 1344 code for a protein of 303 amino acids. Gene Ontology annotation, cellular component: nucleus. Lineage: Eukaryota; Metazoa; Echinodermata; Echinoidea; Temnopleuroida; Toxopneustidae. The transcript is spliced from 6 exons. The record is from RefSeq and is a predicted model, not a curated record.
GUUUGCUGGUUGUAUACCGACAAGCCCACAACCCACCAAAUUUUGUAAACAAUUCACUUUAAUGGGAUUGCUUCGAGUGUCAAUAAAACAAAUUUAUUUUUUUGGUGGACUCUAGUUUUUCAAUUUUAUCACUCAUGUAUGACACGUAUGACGCAACUGGACCAUCUAAAUAGUUCUGUGUUCCUUGGAUACUCCAUUGCUUUAUUCGAAAUCAUCCAGCUUAUAUGGCUCUGUAACUUGGUACAAUAGAAAGCAUGCCCUGAUGAACGAGUAAAUGUAAUUAAUGGAACGGCGAGUCCUAUAUCUACUUUAGCCCCACCUGAUACCCUGUCACUUUCUGAUAGACAUCUCCUUAACGGCAUUUUGAAAAUUUCUGGCAGUGUUAGCUCGACUCUCAUCCUUUUAUAUCAGCUGAAAACGAUAAGGUACAGGAUGGAGAAAUUGAUCGUGGUUUGUGGAGCGACUGGGACUGUCGGAAAAUCCGUUGUUUACGCCCUUCUUGAAUCUAGUUCCUUGACAGUUCGAGGAAUCACCAGUAAUGUCAAGGGCUACACGGCCACAUCACUUGCUGAAUUAGGAGUUGAAAUGAUGCAAGCUUCGGCGGAGGAUAAACCCUCACUGGAAAACGCAUUUGGUGGUGCUUAUGGUGUCUUCAUAGUUACAGAUUACUAUAAAAUCAAAGACCAAGCUAAAGAAAUUCAAAUGGGAAAAAACAUGGUGGAUGCGGCUAAGUCAGCAGAUGUGAAGCAUGUCGUGAUUAUUGGAUCUAAAUCCGUUAAGAAACUUUUGAAUAAAGACGUGCCAAGCAUGGACGAUUUAGCAGAAAUAGAAGAAUAUUUGUUUGCAUCGGGUCUAUCGGCUACUUCGCUGCAUUUGGCAAUGCCCAUGGGCUUUUUCAUGGCGUUUCUGCAGAAGUCAGAAGACGGGAAAAUCAUAAUGAAUAUUCCUAUGGAAGGAAAGAAAUUGCAUUCAUACCAACAUAAGGCAGUAGGGGGACCUGUAGCAGCCAUUUUUAACGAUCCUGAGAAGUAUAAAGGUCUGACAAUUGGACUCGCCGGUGACCACUUGACCAUCCAAGAGUGUUGUGACGUCAUCAAUAAGUUACGUGGUGAUGAUACUAUUUCAGCUGGAAAGAUGACAGCUGAGGAGUUUGUUGAGAGUCAACCACCUGCCAAACGACCAAGUGCGGAGGUCAUUUGCACGAUGUGUGAAUUUUAUCACUCAGAUCACCCUUCUUUCGACAUAGAGAAAACGAAGGAACUGCAUCCAGAGACCAUGAACUUUGAACAAUUCAUGUCAAGAGAAAUCUACAAAUUAGAAAAAAUGUUGAAGUACUUGGAUUAAAUUGGUUGCGUCCAUCUGCAAUUUUGUUAAAAAUCAAACAUAGGAAGCUAUAUGAAAGUUAUAUCCUUUAGCCAAGGCACUCGGAGCUGUUAUUUCCCUAAACGCGCCUGAAUACUUGGUAUUAGAGUAAAUGUGCGAGGUGGAGCGGCUCGGACCAAGUCUAGGUCUAGACGUUAGUAAUUACUUGUUCAGAAAAACCCUACACCCACUCAUAUUUGCUGUAUAUAGGCCUAAGCAAUGAUUGAGUGUAGAGUUUUAUGAACAAAUAAAAUCAACAGUGACAUUUAUAUAGCGCUUCAUAUUUUGUGUUUCUAAGUACCUUACUUGUAAUUAUCAUUACCCCGGUCGCUCGUUAGAUCCAUCACUUUUUCACAAAUAAAGUGCACCAUCUCCACUCCCUGGGGAGCAUCCAGGUCAGGCAAUCAUUCUUAACCAGUGCACAUGCCAUUCUAAUCACUUCAAGUCUUACCAGGAACCCAUAUAAUACGUGGGUGGAAAGAGACAAACGUGGAUAAGUGCCUUGCAUGCCGAAUGCCAUUACAGGAUUUACAGCCUAGUGGAAUUCGAAUCCUCGAUACUUGAUUUAAGAGUCAAGUGACUUAACCACUACACAACAACACCUCCACUAACUAACGUCUAGAUCUAGACCAGUUUAGUCCGUGAUCACUGCUGUAAAUGCUUUCUGCCGUUUAAGUCUACUUUCAAACUAUGUUCGGCAGAGAUAAGCAGCGCGUGAGGACUAUGUCAAAAGCUAUAAAGGUAAUGGGGUUUUCUCGGAUAUACAGGGUGGUUCAUAAAAUAUAUUCGUAUGCAUAUGUCAAAAGCUAUAAAGGUAAUGGGGUUUUCUCGGAUAUACAGGGUGGUUCAUAAAAUAUAUUCGUAUGCAUUUCUCCUUCAAGAUUGAUUUGUAAAUCUAGAACGACUGCAUGAUUUAAUAAUCAAAUCAUAUACAUAUGUUACCAGUAGUUACCGCAUAGCUAGUACCAGUACUUCGGCAGUAUAUAAGCCAUGUGUAUUUAUGAUAGAACGUAUAUAAUUUAAACUCAUGUAUAUUUAAGAAAAGGCGUCAUUGAAUAAAUAUUUCUUCCUAAUAAGGUGAUGCUCGGAAUUUUUUAACAUUUUGAGGUAACAUUUUAAAACUUAAUUACAGUUCUUUAAUAUAUAUCUUUUUAUUUAUGUGUCUUUGGAACAGCAAGAAUAGUACAUGAUACCCAACUUGGGUGCAUAAUAAUAUUCUAUUCGUGUUGUAUUACUUGUAGUAUCGGUACCAUAUUUGCAGAAAGUUAUUGCUCAUUCUAUUUCUCAAUUUUACAUUACAACCUAACGUGCUUCUCCUUUAUUAAAAUGGCGUGUAAUAUUAUCAGAGAAAAUAGUGAGUCGCUCGAGUAAAAUUGAGUCAAUUAGUACGUAUAGUGAAACACUUUGUCGCAAAAUGUGUCACAUGGACUCAUUCGUAUCAAGUGUUUCAAUGAACGGACAAGUGAAUCAAUCUUUUCUGUGUAUUUUUUUAAGGUUUAACCAAUUGUUGGUCAAGUAUGUUAAAAAAUGGAGUAUAAAAUAGCCGCUGUUAUUUACAAAUGGACAUAUAAUAUCCAUCAAGGAUAUGGUUUUGAUGUCUAAACCAUGAUUUUUAAAGUCAGAAAAUUAAUAACAAGGACAGUCAGUGGUCUAGUAUGUCGAAAAAUCCGAGAUGGCGUCAAGAAAUCUGAGUCUAAAAUGACUGCUGUCACUUAGAAUGGAUAAGGACAUUAUGAUUUCGGUAUCCACUCUGUGGUUUCAUGAUUAAAAUAAUACUUUAGACUGGUUACAAAGAUAUGCACUUGUCCAUUUUGCCUAAAAAUCCAAGAGGGUUUUCAAAAUGGCAUCUAAAACGACUCCUUACACUCAAUAAUGGUCAGAGUUCAUACGAUAUAAAUCUGUGAGAAAAAAAUUUUGGUGUCUACACGGUGGUAUAAAGGGUCAGAUAAUACAUUCGACAGGUAACAAGAAUAUUUAGUUUUCCAAUUUGUCCAAAAACCAAUGUAGAUUUAAAAAUUUCAUCAAAAUGGGUGCUCAUGAAUCAAUAUGAUAACUUAUCCCAUAGGCACAAAAAUAUAUCUCACAGGUGGAUAUUCGAUAUAUCCACUUUUAAGUAACAAUAGUCAUUUUUAGAACCCAUUUUUGGAAGCCAACUUAGAUUUUAAGGCAAAAUGGAUAACUGCAUAAUCAUAGUAACCAGUCUUUAAAGUUGAAUUAAGAAGGGGGUGAGUUUCCAUUCGCAGAUACAACUUCAACUGCAGUUUAUUCCAUUAUGACUUGUUUCGCCACGGACACAGUCCCGAACGAAAACAAGGCAUUAAAAUCGUCUAAAAUCGCUACAUAGAAGAACAGUUUUAACAAUGUAGGGACAUAUUAUUGAUUAUAUGACUUUGAAUAAUUAUUACUUUCAAUAUCGUUCACAUAAAAUCAAAAGCGACAAAAUGAAGUUUUGACACAAAAGUAAAUAUGAAGGCGUUCGUGCAUAGCACACAAAACGGCACUGCCUUGUUCACUACACCGGGACCGAAUACCCCCGUGACGUCACAGUCAGAGAACACCCGUCUCGGUAGGCAUUGCAGGAGCGAACUCGGGGAAAAUGGGUAGGGAUAAAUCGUUCAAAUUCACUAUUUUGAAAAAAGAAAAUAGGGGGUCGAAUCACCUCCUAGUGUUUGGGGGGGUUGUAAGGUUGCUAUUAAUGUAAAUAUCUCAAUAUUUGGAAUCGUCUUCUUAAUUCAACUUUAAGUAUUUUUAACCCUUGGCAUACUAGUGUAGACAUCAAAAUAAUAUCCCCAGGUGUAUGUUUAAUGUUCUAUAUCCACUUUUAAGUCAUCUAAGACCCCAUUCUUGGAAGCAAUCUUGGAUUUGUUGACAUACUUGACACCCGACUGUUCUUUCAACUUGACCCUUUAAACUCUAGCGUAGACACCAAAUCAAAUCAACAAUAUGCAUUUCUAGUGAACUAUGUCUACUUUUAAAUAACCACAGUCAAUAUAGAACCUGCAUUUUGGAGGCCAUAUCAGAUUUUUUUCAUAUUACCAGACCACUGACCAUCCUUAACUUGUCCUAAUGUAUUAUUUGACUCUUGAAAUUAGUGGUUUCGACACCAAAUUACAUCUCCCAGGCCGAUAUGAAAUAAGCUAUGUCCGCUUUUAUAAAUAAGUAUCAGCAGCCAAUUUAGAAUCAAUUUUUGGAAGCCAUCUUAGAUUUUUGACAAACCAGACCAUUGACUAUCCAUGUAACUUGUCCUAAUGUAUUAUUUGACCCUUGAAACCAGUGGUUUAGACACCAAAUGACAUCUCCCAGGCCGAUAUAAAAUGAACUAUGUCCGCUAUAAGUAGCAGCAGCCAUUUUAAGAUCAAUUUUUGGAAGCCAUCUUGGAUUUGUGGACACACCAGACCACUGACUGUCCUUGUAACUUAUCCUAAUAAUGCUUGACCCUUGAAACCAGUGGUUUAAACAUCAAAAUCACAUUUCCCUGGCCGAUGUAGAAUGAGCUAUGUCUGCUUUAAGUAUAGCAGCCAUUUCAGAAUAAAUUUUUGGAAGCCAUCAUUAAUUUUUGGACACACCAGACCACUCACUGUCCUUACUCCCCCUUAAAAUCAUGGAAUUGAAAGCAAAGCAAAGCCGCUUACGUUAAGUAAUAGAUGAAUUGUGGAUUUUUAGCACAGUACGGCAGCCAUUUUUGAUGCCAUCUUGGAUUUUCCAGGUACCCUGGAGUCCUUAUAUUUACUCUACCCCGUGUCAAAAAAUUAUUUUACCUCCUAGACCAUGGAGUAUGAAACGAAAUAGUAUUCUAGGGUGGCUAAUGAGUGAGUCAUAUAUUAAUUAAUUUUCAGUGAAUGGUUGCCAUCUUGGAUGUUAUCUUGAAAAUAACCACUUUCCUCCAUGCGGAUUUUUGUAGAUUUUUAGUAUAAUAUUCAUGAGGUCAAAUAGUACUAAAACUGUUGAAAAACAAAUUGUUGCAAAUUUUCCGGGUAAGGGUAUUUUUGGUCGUACAUUGACUGGUAUGUAGGCCCUACCUUAGAAAGUGAGGCACAGUGCAGGUUUGUAAGUUCGGAAGUUCUCUAAAUCUUGUGAAGAUCAAUGAAUAAAACAUUACAUAAUUUUUUAUUUCAA